Messenger RNA from Neltuma alba, 1216 nucleotides. Its product is annotated as desumoylating isopeptidase 1. Gene Ontology annotation, biological process: protein modification by small protein removal. NCBI's taxonomy places the organism in Eukaryota, Viridiplantae, Streptophyta, Magnoliopsida, Fabales, Fabaceae. The record is from RefSeq and is a predicted model, not a curated record. Gene Ontology annotation, molecular function: peptidase activity.
AGAAGUCUUGUCUGCCGCGUUCCUAUCGUAACGAGGGGGAUGUCCUGGGAGAGAAGGACUAAGAAACUGUCCGUCACGCCCCACCCUAAUUCGCUUCUUCGUCCUUCCUGAUCUUAGGUUUACGACUUUUGAGUGUUACCAGGCAGCUAGAUAUUUCUCUAUUGAACUGUUGCUGAUGGCUGAGGAGGGUCACAGGGUCACUCUUAAUGUUUAUGAUCUAAGUCAAGGACUUGCUCGACAGCUCUCAUCAACAUUUUUGGGGAAAUCCAUUGAGGCUGUUUGGCACACAGGAAUCGUGGUUUAUGGUAAUGAGUAUUACUUUGGUGGGGGUAUACAGUAUUCUCCUGCUGGAUCAACUCCCUAUGGAACGCCUAGAGUCGUAGAAUUGGGUGUUACACACGUGCCUAAGGAUGUGUUUGAAACUUAUUUAGAUGAAAUCAGUCCACGCUACACAGCAGAAACCUAUAAUUUACUUACACACAAUUGCAACAACUUCAGCAAUGAAAUUGCCCAGUUUUUGGUUGGCGCAAGCAUUCCUGACUAUAUUCUACAGCUUCCUAAUGAAGUUAUGAGCAGUCCAAUGGGACACCUUAUAUUGCCUAUGAUACAGAAUUUAGAGACAACAUUGAGAUCCGGCGCAGUUCCCCAAGUUCCCCAAUUCAAACCUUCAAUUGUGCCCCCUCAAAAUCCUGCCUCAGCCAAUACUGCAAGAACUUCAGGUAGCUCCAAGUUUUCUGCUGAGAAAGGAUCUUCCGGAGCAGCGGAUGUUGAAACUAAAGACAAGGUGGACGGCUUAAAGGCAAAGGGAAAUGCGGUUCCACUUGCAGUAAAACAUGCUGGGGAGAAAGAGAAGUCAGUCCCCAAUGGAGUUGUCGGAGAUCCUCUUGGUGAAGCCCGCAGCAAGGUGCAAGAGGAGAUUGUUAGAGAGUUUGCAGCAAUAAUGGCAACUGGUUCUAUGCGUGCUAGCGAGGCUGCAGCCCUUGCCACCAAGAGAGUGAUGCAGAGAUAUGGGCAGACGGUUUUGUCAUAGAGCUAGCAUCAUGCUACUCUCGUAUCUCCACAAUCUAGGGGAUGAACUGACCCCUAUACGGUGUUUUCAUUAUUUUUCCUUGAUUGAUGUAACUCCCAGAUGAACUAGCGCCAAAAAUGAAAAAUAGAUCUUCCUAAUAUAAUUCGGAUAAUUCGUUAUAACGCAGUUAUCGACGUGGAAGCUUCU